GUGCUUGCGAGUGAGCGAAGGUGAUUGAUUUGUUUUGUAUAAUAUAAAUUCAGGUUGAACGGAUCAGAUAUUUUAAUUCAAUUAUUUUUCGAACAAAAUCAGCAACAUGAGCAAUUUUCAUUCGCCUAUGCGCUGUAUUUCACCCAAUGCGAGAGUCCUCACUCCAAAGCCGCAGGUGCAACAAACCUUAGAUUUGAGGCAAACGCAGACAAAAGUGAAAAACAGUAUCACCUGGUUUUUCAUUAAUACUUCUUUGUUUACUGUUGUGAUCUAUGAUAUAUUAUAUGGUGGAGUAGCUUAUAAACCGUUUUGUUGGAUAGAGUGGUGUUUGGCAUCGAUAUUAGCUUUAAAUGCGGUGUAUCAUAUAGUAAGUUAUGCAAUAGCUACGCUCAGUAUUCAACCAGUAGUUUUGAGUCCCCGGCAGAGAAAGCUACUGGGUGUAACGGACAAUGACCCACUAUUUAAAACAGAAGCACCACCUCCACAAAAACUAUCUGAGCCAAGUUCUCCUCAGCAUUUUUCAACCAUGAAUCUUAGUUGGCGAUCGAAUACCCUCAACUCCCCUGGCUUAAACGAAAGCAAAGAUUAUACAGUAUCAAGUCCAUUUUACAAGUACAAUAGUCCAUCAUCACCUCGCAAGUUAACUGUGAGUCCAAACACUUCGUUAAACAAAUCGUUCAAUAACUCUCUAAAUGGAAGCUUGACCGGCGAAGGUCUUAUAUAUGACGAAGUACAACUCCAGAACUAUUUGAAGGAGAUAGAACAUAGAGAGCGAAAAUCAACGUCAAUAACAAAUGUGGAUCAGCCAUCAAAUUUAUUAAGCUCAUUUUGGUCACAUCCGGCAACCAGAAAUCCUGGCGAAGUUUCCCCAAUGUUGAGGCGAUGUGUCUAUCAAUUAGCACCAACAAUUGAUAAAUCGAAAUCUACAAGUCCAGGAGCUGAGGAAGGUAACUCUCCAAGAGGUAUCUUUGGAGCACCAGACAUUUGGAGAAAAUACAGGAUAGAUUCGAAUAAAGUUAAUCAAUGGACAGCUAAUCUUCGAAUGUGGAUUAGUAAAACUGUCGUUGAACGUGUAGCCAUGGAAAUAGAGAACGUUCGUUCAGCCCUAGUAAGACAUGGUUUAAGUGACUCGCAGCCAGGUCAUGUGGGACUGGAUAGGCUUAGAAAGUUAGCCCAAUCACCAACUUUGGUGGCUGGGGUUCCAACAUUACCUGCUUUGGUACCAUUUCUUGAGCUAUCAAACAAUCAGGAUUAUCUAGUGAAAAGAAUAAAAGUUCUGGCUAAAGGUGGAUCCAUGAGUGAUUUUAAGUGGAAUGGAGGUAGCUCCUACAAUGGCAAAGAAUGGGAUAAUUCAUUACCUACGGAUACAGCGAUAGUUAUGCACUUAUUUGCUUCUUACAUGGAUACACAACUGGAGGCUCCUUUAGAUCAACCGGAUGCUCGACCUUUUACCUCUAGAUACACAGCCAGAGCUGGCAAAGACUUACCACGAAAUAAAGGUCCCAUAAUUGUCUGUACUUCGGUUAACCCGCCACAUUAUAGUUUGGCGUUAUCAGGUGAUUCAGCACCAAAUGAUUAUGAAGAAAUACCAAGGGGUCGAAACAAUAUGUUUCAUACUUUAUUGUUAUUCCUGUACAUAGUAAAGACGCGGGAUCACGGAAUGCUAGGACGUGUUAAUCUAGGAAUGUCUGGUGUUAAUGUACUAUGGGUAACAGAUGGCUGAGACUGAUUAGUGUACUAGAAUGUGAACCUAUAAUUGAAUAACACUGUAUUGUAUAACACAAUUCAUUCGUCAUCUAUUUUCACACAUCUAGGUACGAAAAACAAGAUUCCUUUCGAAAUCGCAUAAUUCAUAAUAUCGUUGAGUCUCCAAUGGUGUAAUAAAUGAUUUUUGUAUGAAUUUUAAACUUAAUUGGUUUUGUAAUUAUUUGAUGAUAUUUUUCUGGGGGUGAUUUGGGAGAGUGUCUGCAAUUAUUUGUUGAGUUCGAAGUGCUUGAUCAAUCUUUAUGAUCCAACCAUACCUAUGCUUGAAUUAAGAGCAGAAUUUUUUUUUGCUCAGGCAGGGAUUAAAUUUUUACCCGAUCUUUGUAUUGCAACUGUGUUGAUCUUAGAACUCGUACGACUGCACUAUGAGAAUAGUGCUCAGAGUGAAGUCCCUUAACAUCUGGAAAAAGUAAAAAUGAACAAUAAAGUAUUUUUUAUAUAUCUUUUGUCAUCUUUAUUACCUCUGUAACCAAGAGUUCAAACAGAUGACUGUAAUUCCGUGUAUACCCUCUCUAAAAAAUGAAAGAUAUGUUGCUGAGCUGAAUUUGGAAUAAAU
Molecule: messenger RNA, 2320 nt
Organism: Diprion similis
Lineage: Eukaryota; Metazoa; Arthropoda; Insecta; Hymenoptera; Diprionidae
Product: transmembrane protein 209
Exons: 8
Coding region: 107-1723 (538 amino acids)
Cellular component (GO): membrane
Source: RefSeq, a predicted model, not a curated record